AUGCUUUCCACACCGACUUAUAGGGUAUGUGUCCCAUCACUGACACGUCCUUCUCCUGGGCCUCGACCAUCAUCUCCGCAUACCCCCAUUAACAUCCUCGAAGCCCCAUUGCGGAGAACCCUGGUGCCUUACGCUGCAGGAUCGAAAUCUGAUCUAGGAUGCAAGUUGGUCCUCUUCGCUAGGACUUUAUCCCAGCGUGACGGGGAGCGUAAUUGUCAGCAGGUCUCACUGACAGCUAUUCAGGCCCAUAUCAAGAAUACAAUUCCAGAACCUUAUUUUAUCAUGAGUGAUAAGGAUAAGCAAAAGCCCCCGAUCCCGCCAUCAGUGUCCCUGAUAUCAGGCGGCAUAGCCGGCGGCGUCGAAGCAGUCACCACCUAUCCCUUUGAAUUCGCCAAGACCCGAGCCCAACUACGCAACGUUCCCGGAGAGAAGUCCCCGCGAAAUCCAUUCAGCGUUAUCACUAAAGUAUACCGACACGAGGGCGUUCGCGCGCUUUAUAAAGGAUGCGGCGCGUUGGCUUUCGGGAGCGUUGGAAAGGAUGCAGCUCGGUUCCUCUCAUUCGACACGGUGAAGAAUACCUUCAAAGACCCGGAAACCGGCGCGCUCACGCCGAUGCGGAAUAUGUUGGCUGGCAUGGCUGCUGGUGUGGUAGCUAGUAUCUUCGCCGUCACGCCCACCGAGCGGAUCAAAACAGCGCUUAUAGACGAUGCUCGCGGGGCGCGAAAAUAUCUCUCUACAAUGCAUGCAGUACGCUUGAUUUUCCAUGAAGAUGGAUUUGUCGGUCUCUACCGGGGAUUCGUAGGGACGACGCUGAAGCAAGCUUCGGCUACGGGGUUUCGAAUGGGGUCCUACAAUAUCCUCAAGGAUAUCCAGGAAGCUCGACAUAUCAAGCAGAACACGGCAGUUAAUUUCAUUAAUGGGUCGCUGGCGGGGAUAAUCACGACCCUAUGCACGCAACCUUUUGAUACUCUGAAGACGAGAUCCCAAUCGGCGCAGGUGACGACGACGACGCAGGCAAUUAAGGGUAUUUUGAAAGAUGAUGGGAUUCGGGGGUUCUGGAGGGGGACUAUCAUGAGGUUAUCAAGAACUGUGUUUAGCGGAGGCAUUUUGUUCACAACAGUAGAGGCUGUUUCGAAGGUUAUAACUCCUGUUUUAUCACCAACAGGCCGUAGUGAGACUUCGCUGCAUCUCUAG
Molecule: messenger RNA, 1194 nt
Organism: Venustampulla echinocandica
Lineage: Eukaryota; Fungi; Ascomycota; Leotiomycetes; Helotiales; Pleuroascaceae
Product: Mitochondrial carrier
Exons: 5
Coding region: 1-1194 (397 amino acids)
Biological process (GO): mitochondrial citrate transmembrane transport
Source: RefSeq, a predicted model, not a curated record